UGCACGUCGAUGUAGUGCAAGUGACUAUUUUGAACAAAAAUUAAAAUAAUCUGAAAUUAGUUGAGGAACGUGUUCGCUAUUACUUGCUUCUUGGGAUGUCCGACUUGCUCCCCCCUAGCCCUACUAGGCCCUGUUCCCGCGUAGCUGUGAACACCAUACCAUAACUUAUGCCAUAGGCAUAAUCCUAAAUACUACUACUACUACACUACUGUACGCAGUUUGGACCCUCUGAAAAUUAAUAAUUCAUUCUAUCUUCUAGUUCUACUUCUUCUAGUGUGGCGAAGAUCAGCUCUGGACUAGCAGCAAGUGCAGCCAGUGGAUUACUUCUUUACGAUCGGCUAUGUCCUUUUGGCGCUAUCCAACUCGACUGCUGGAAGCAGCUCAAGACAAUGAGGCGGAACACAUCGACAAACACAAGCGCAUCGUUGUGGAGCACUACCUGUUGAAAGGCUUGGAGGUGGGGUCAGGCGCAGCACUAGUAACACUGCCACCCUACUACUACUUCCGACGACGCUUCCACCUCUUCCACAUCUGUAGUCGAACCAACACUAUCGGAGGGCUCCUAACGAUUGCUGGUGGCGUUGCAGCGACGGUGCUGGGCUUGGCGCGAACACGAGGCAUGUCACAGGAUGAGCUGUAUGACCAAGCGCAUCGCCUCAAUCACAGCCGGACGCAUAAUUUCAUCGACAUAAUGGCAGGAACCGGCGCGAUCUUCUGUGGCUUCACCACCCUGUCUGUUGGAUAUCCGUUUGGGUACAAGCCUCACUUUGGUGUUACCGUCCCCAAGGAACCAUGGGGGCGACGGAUUCCGCGUGCCGCUUUCGGCACACUCAAUGGAUUUGGUUUGGGAUUUCUGGUGGCACUAAUGUUCCUACCCAUGGUCAUGGGCCUCUAUGCUUAUGAGGACCAGUUAUUGGACCCAGAGGGCCUGACGCAGGCCGAGCAACGGGGACUGGAGUUUCUCGAAGCUCUCGUGGAGAAUCGUGACAAUCCUGACAGUGACAUGGUGCCCGCUGAGACUAGCACGAGUCGCGACGACACAUCCGCCGUGCCGCUGGUGCCACGGGCAUCGUGAUCACUGCAACUGCUCGGCCUUGGAUAUUGGUUUGAAGAGUUCGAGUACAGGUGCCGCUCGUGACCACCAAUCAACUGACCCAGCGGGCUAUUUCUGAGCAGCUCGGAUGCCGCUCUGAAGCCUCGAGUCCCGCCACCAGGAGAACAGUAGUGUGGUCAGGUGCGGAUCAAGAUGCUGUGUGCUGUUCAUGGUAGCGCCUAAUGGUGAAUGUAUAGGUCAACUGUGGCGGCGGUGUAUCAGGGAUCAGAGAACCUCUCUGGUGUUUCCGCUUGCGGCUGUUGCUUGUCCGAUUGCUCUGGCGAAUGGCAAUCAAUGUGACACGGUCACCGUUUCUGCAAGCGCUGCUAUCCUGGAUGGACAGUGGGAGAUAAGGUGUAUGCCGAAAUCCAACUCGAGCCACCAAUGACGCCAGUCCUCCGCCACACACGCACCUCUCUAUAGUGUCCGUAUCACUGUCCUACGUAUCAGCAUGAUGGUGUGGCGUGCAGUUGAACUAAGAGUUGCGAUUCAGUAGCACAACUCAGUAACACAAUGACUCAGUCAGUUGACUGUAAGUGGUAACAGUCACGCAGACACUUGAUCAUGUGCACCAUGAUAUGCUCUACUGACAUUCACUACAAUACUUUUGGAGAGGCUGUGAGAAAGCUUCCGCAUUUAGAAAAUUCUAUUUUUAGAGCAGUGAAUUAUGUAUGCCUUUUCACAAUCAA
Messenger RNA from Sycon ciliatum, 1782 nucleotides. RefSeq lists its product as uncharacterized. The record is from RefSeq and is a predicted model, not a curated record. The transcript is spliced from 2 exons. The coding region runs from base 341 to 1075 and encodes 244 amino acids. NCBI's taxonomy places the organism in Eukaryota, Metazoa, Porifera, Calcarea, Leucosolenida, Sycettidae.